CAUUCUACCACUACCGCUCGCGGCGCUCGCUUUUAUUUACCCCUACAAACACACACACAUACACGUACAUGCGCGCGCGCGCGCGCAAUCGCUCGCGCACGCACGAGAGACGCUGGACACGCUCCGCGCUCCGCUCCGCUCUCUCCCUCCCGCGGAUGAUAAACAUGGCUGUCGUGCAUUGUGAUGAUUAUCAGCGCGAGUUUGUGCGGCCGUGCGUCGCGCCGAGUGACCGCGAGUAAUAUGGAUGAGGGACGCCAGUCCCGGAGACCCAGGCUGUCGUCUGGGUGAGCAAUGAAUGUACUUCGUAUUUUGACACCGUGUGUGUUACAACGCAGACGCAUAAGGGGUAUUGAUAAUACUGAUAAAAGGGACUCCUGGUUCAUGAGAAGACAGCUUGGAGAUGCCUCUCACAUGACACAUAGAAUGGGUGCUUCUGCAUCAUCAAGCAUCACCAGCGUAGGUGGAGAUUCAGUCCAAGCAGCCAGACUCUCGGCGUCAAGUAGUCCGGAACAACAUGGCAUUGCAGUUAGAGAGAAAAAGAAGAAGAUGACAGGAUUUGCGACGCUACGCAAGAAGUUUAUUAGGAGACGCCGCUCCUCCAAAGCGUGUGAUCAUGGUAGAAUUAUUAGAGACCUGGUGUGCACAUGGAGUCACUUAGAAGCGACCGCUUUGCUUGAAGAGUACGAGGCGUUAGCUGCGUUGAAAGAUCUUCAUGUUCAAGCCGAAUUAGCUAGACCGCCAGCUGCUACGUUUAAGCAAGAUCUGUCGAUGUUAUAUGAUUACAAACAUUGCUCCGAUGUGGAUCUUGUAUAUAGAGGAGCGUGUUUUCCCGUUCAUAGAGCCGUGCUUUCCGCCAGAUGCCCGUACUUUAGGGAUCUGCUGGCUGGUUGUCCUGGAUAUGGUGCUAGAAUAUGUUUGGAGCUGCGAACUCCGCAUCUCGAAGUGCAAAUGUUCUCAGCAUUAUUACGAUAUCUCUACACUGGUGAUAUUUGUCCGCAUGAUGCGACUUUGGAAGCGAAUCUACUCCGACGGCUCGGGGAAGAGUUCGGUACUCCAAAUCCACUGGAGCAUGAUCUCAGAUAUUUACUGGACACCGGCGAUUAUGCGGACGCCGCACUCGUGUUCACGUCGGACAGCGAUUAUCAAAGACCGGAUAGUGGAAGUUCGGAGUACGGAUUUCGUCCGAAAUUAGAGCUGCCAUGUCACAAAGCGAUACUUUCCGCGAGAUCUCCCUUCUUCAGAAAUCUAAUACAAAGACGGACUAGAUCGGGCGAGGAUCACACAGAAAGGGCGCUUCACAUACCUACUAGAAUAGUGUUGGACGAGAGUGUGAUACCUAAACGAUAUGCCAGAGUAUUGCUGCAUGCUGUAUAUCUAGAUACCGUUGACUUGUCAUUAAUAUUGAGAGGAAGCGGUUGUGGGAAUAGCGCUGGUAGUUUGGGAGAGGUUCAAGCCCUGACACAUACGGGCCGAAUGCGACCGAGUCCAUUAGAAGAAGCGAUGGAAUUGUAUCAGAUUGGACGGUUUCUCGAGCUUGAUAUAUUAUCGCAAGGUUGCGAGGAUCUUAUUUUGGAGUAUCUCACCUUGGAAUCACUACCGACUGUUCUCAAAUGGGGCAGUCAACCUCACGGAUCAGCAUGGGUGCACAGACAAGCGUUACAUUACUUAAGGGAGGAAUUUCAGCCAAUUGCUUCGUCCUCGAUUCUUCAUCAGUUAGAUCAUGCCCACUUAGCGAAUGUUUUACAGAGCCAUUUUUUACAAGCGAGCGAACUUGAAGUACUGCAGGCAGUGCUCAAAUGGGGCGAACACGAAUUAGUACGUCGAAUGGAGGAUCGGGAACCCAAUUUGCUUAGUCAUACUGUGCACUCCGUGACGAGAAAGGGUAUAAAGAAAAGGGAUCUUAGCGACAUCGAAUUACGGGAGAUACUAAGUGAACUUUUGCCUCUUGUCAGAAUAGAUCAUAUUUUGCCGCCGAAUAGCGAAGCAUUAGUGCAGGCCAUUAGAAGAGGACUAGUUUCAACGCCACCAAGCCACAUGAUAGGAGACGAAAGAGAUAAUUUGAGGGUGAAUGCUUGGAUCAGAGGAGGAAAGAAAAAUGGAUUUUUUGUAAGGCCAAGGCUAUUCAUGCCGUAUUACGAAGAAAUCAAGCAAAUGCUUCAAUAAUAUUUUUUAUAUCGAAUAGAAUGGAAUGAUAAAAGAAAAAAAUAAUAGACAGGCUAGAUAACUGAUAAUUGAUGUAAGGAUAAAAGACAUAACUUAAUUGAUUGUAUUAUAGUACCAGACUCUGCAACAAUGGCCGCAAUGCUGAAACGAGAGCAGAAAUUGAAACAAUCGCCCAGUUGUCAACGAGCCAUAAGUUUGCCGCUUUCUUCGCGACACGAAAUUAAUCGGCAAGUGCGACUGCGCGUUGUCAGAGAGUUCAAUUUGCCCGAUACCGUGGCCGAUCUUCUCGAAAACACAGCGUCUUACAGUAUGAAAGAGCAAAACGAGCAGAGGAUGACAGAUAUAGAGGACAUUGACUCGCCGGGCAUGGGUAUUCGUGUGAGAACUACCGCCCCGGUGUGUUACGGGAGGAACAUGACAUUUCCUCGGCCGACUUCGUCUUACGCACAUAGACACGAACUUCCAGCUAUAGUGACCGAGGGAGAGAGCUGCAGACUUCUUGCCGAGCAGCAAGAGGGCAAUUCCUGCAGCGACGGCCAGCUGUCGGGCGUGAUGCCGGACGUAGCGAUGGCGACGGCCUCCUUCGGCGCUCUGCAUUUAAUCGAGGAGCAGGAACUGGAAUUGGAUCUCGGUGACGGGGCGUCGCACCUCUUACCGCACGUUUCCCCGUCGGGCGGCGGAACCAUCGAGCCGGCUGCCCACCGGUCGUCGCUUCCCCAUCAGCAUCAAAGGCACUUCUCCGGCCCGCCGCCUCCACCUUACGUGUAUCAUCGUGCUGGCACUGCCUUACCGAGGUUUAUUUGAAAUUUAUAUACGAUAUGCGGAUGGAGCGAGCAACGCGGCAACUACUGACGAUCCUCCCCUUUGCAUUUCUUCUUCUCUCUCUUCUCUCCUUCUUUCCCUUUCGCCCCCUUAUUAUUACAUAGCUUCUCUCUAUCUCUCUCUUUCUCUCUCUAUCGUAGCGUGUAUCGAUGAAACCUUGUUAUUGCGGGUACAAAUUUAUUACAAGGAUAAUUGUAUGUACAUUUUUAUUUAAAGCAAGCUUAAAAAAAAAAGAGUAGAAAGUACUUGGUUUAAGAGUAUCCGUAAUCUUACCGGAUCUGGAAGUUACACUCUCUGUGAACACACAAAAAGAAAAAGAACCUUGAUGCUUAUCGAGUACGGUGCGAACGUAUACAGAGUAUACGAAGGUUUCACACCGUACAAUCUAUAUAUAUAAAUAUAUAAAUAUAUAUAUAAAUAAAAAUAUAAAUAUGAAUAUAUAAAUGUAACUAUUAAGUGCAAUCGUGUAUGAGAAGAAAUUGCGAUUGUGAUUUAUACAUAUAAAAAUGUAAUCGUGAUAUGUGCAUGUGGGUGUACUUAUGUGUAUGCGUGCGCGUAUGCGUGUGUACGUGGGGAACAUAAUGUGUGUUCGCGGUUCUGGCUCUGAAGUGUCAAGACUGCUUAGCAAGAAAGUCUCCAGAAGAGAAAAAAAAAAAGAAACGAAAGAGGAACAAUGUACGGGAUAUUGAAUAAAUCGCGCCUUGUCACAUCACCAUCCUUAUACUCCACAUAAUAAUUAUUACAGGAAAGUGAAAGUGCCGCGUAUUCCUCGUACAUUUGUUUCUUCUCGCAGAGAAAGCGACGGCGGCGAUGGCGGUGGCGGUGGCGGCGGUGGCGGCGGCUACUCACGCGAACGGAGCUGCGAAGCGCUUGAUGACAUUUUGCUAUGCUAAACUUUUUAAUUUUUCCUCUCUUCUAGGGCAGUUUCGAUGUAUGACGGGCUAUAGUAAGGCUGUAAGUACACAAGAGAAAUCCAAUCGAUAAAACAUAUAUCGCGCGCUUAGAGAUGACGUCCGGGGCGCCUCGGGUCGUAAAAAGCGUGCGUGACGUUCACGAUAUUUAAUGGGUUAAUUAAUUAUCGCUAAGUGCCCGGGUGCAUGAGAAUUUUCUAAGAAAAAGUUUUCCAUGAAUUUAAAUGUAACGCUUCCGCCGGCCUUGCCCCGCCGCGGCUUUUGUAAUAUAUCCACAAACAGGGUACGUGCUAUAUACAGGGUGACCCAGAAGUCGUGUAUCAUCUCUCUCGACGAUAGUUGACAAAGUUGUGAAAGCAAAAAACGGCGUUUCAAUCUCGGGAUAUUAUUUCCGAGUUGAAACUGCGCGAAUCUCGGGAAGUUCCUUGGCAAACUCAAUUCAAGGAAUACAUGCAAAUGGUAUAACGAAUUUUUUGCGUAACCUCAAGAAGAAUUUAAUUUAACGGAAGCUAAACUUUCGAGUUAGGAAGACAAGGUACUGAAAUGGCAAUAAUCGAGAAACAAGUGACGUGUAAUUAAAUUGUCACUGAUUUUUUCAUUAGGAAAAAACGAUCGGCCACAUCGGCCUGAUCAAUGAUGAAUUUGCAACGAAGUUUCUUUCUGGGUUACCGUGCGUAUUUCGUUCCGCAAAAGUCAUAAAAUGUCAGACUUUAUUUUAAUACUUCCGUGCAAUGCAAGUAGUAAACGGUGGAAAACUAGUCACUUUCACUUUCGUUUGAAGCAACAACGAUCAGGCGAGAGUUAAUCAUUCUAAGCGUACAGAUUAAUACCGAGAGAUAGUAAUUAUUCCUUAUUUAAUAUGGCUCCUCGGUGUCGACAUGAGAUGUAAUUAUCAUUAAGCUACUCGAUUAUAGAGUCCGUAUAUUCAAAGAAUUCCUUUACCGUCCUUACGUUAAGUAUUCGAAAUCAUUAUUUCCUGCGUAUAUAUAUAUAUAUAUAUAUAUAUUUAUAUAUACAAACCAUAAAUUAAUCGUUCAAUCAACUUUAUCGAUUGUAUUAUAUGUGCGUUUCGUUAUAAUAUAUUUUCUUAGAAGAACACAUUUCCUCCUAGACAGGAAUGAAAUUCGGCGUUGUUAUCACCGCUGGCAUAAAUUGUGAUAUUAUUCGAGAAAGUUAUUGAGUUCGGUCAUAUUGUGGUUUAUAAACGAAUUUCACCAGCAGACCUGGAUUCAGAAGGAUAUAUAUGAUUAUGUAAAAUAUCGUUAACUGUACGCGAGUCGCAUAAGCUAUAAAUACCGGUCGUCUGCUUUGUAAAGCGUAUCACUCGCGUUUACUAUAUUUCACGAAUCGUAAAAUUAAUUGAAUCUGUAUAAUCUGAGAAAGGACGUUUAGAUCGUGAAUUCACGACGGCGUGUCAGAUAAUAUCAAGAGCGACAGUAGUUCGUGAAUCCACGAUCGAUUGGCGAAGUUAUGAUUUAAAUAAAGCAACUAGACCAACUUUUAAGACCAGAAUAAAAAAAGAAUAGUUAUCACGUAGAUAGAUUAAUACUGUAUAGACUGAGGUAUAUCGCGAGAGUAGUAUUUUGACAUUCGUAUAGUUCGUGCGUCGCAAAAAAAAAGAGAAGAAAAGCGAUUUAGGUUCUUCCAUUCAAGACAUUCACCCUUCGUUUUCUUCCACGAAAUUGUUGAUUUUUGUAAGCUCUGUCACAAGGUGUUGCAUUAUGUUCGCUGCAAAAUAAAGUUUUCGGACAGUUUAUCUUUUUUAUGACUCACACGAUAGAUGGCUCGCUAAGAUAUAUUUAAAAAUAAAGUUUAAUAAAUAUUUCAGAAUGGAAAAAAAA
Wasmannia auropunctata (little fire ant) is the source of this 5737-nucleotide messenger RNA. Its product is annotated as BTB/POZ domain-containing protein 7. Gene Ontology annotation, molecular function: protein binding. The transcript is spliced from 10 exons. The record is from RefSeq and is a predicted model, not a curated record. Lineage: Eukaryota; Metazoa; Arthropoda; Insecta; Hymenoptera; Formicidae. Gene Ontology annotation, biological process: morphogenesis of a branching epithelium.